Molecule: messenger RNA, 1463 nt
Organism: Paraphaeosphaeria sporulosa
Lineage: Eukaryota; Fungi; Ascomycota; Dothideomycetes; Pleosporales; Didymosphaeriaceae
Exons: 4
Coding region: 1-1251 (416 amino acids)
Source: RefSeq, a predicted model, not a curated record
AUGCGCCUCCCGCCGCCUGAGGUUCUGUUGUCAUGGCCGGCCCCAAACUACACUGACCCGGUCACACGAGGUAACACACUCGUUAUCGUCAACGUUGUCCUAAUCUCUUUCACGGUGAUGCUGAUCUUCGCUGGCGGCCUCACUGCUGCGGUCCUCCUCGCGAACCAACACUAUGGCUGGGACAGACACGUCUACGACAUUCCUCUGACCAAGCUCAAACCCACGCUGCAAAUCGCAAUGGCAGCAAAGCUGCUCUUCACCGCCGCAGCGACUUUCACCCGGCUCUCGCUGUUCUGCUUCUACUACCGGCUGCUCAAGGACACGAGCAAGGGCUUCUACGUCUGGGUCGUGCACGCCAACGUCGUGUACACGAUUUGCAUCUUCGUCACGUUUGUGUUUCUCAUCGUGUUUCUGUGCACGCCGGUGAGCAUGUACUGGACGUACGGCGCGCCGGAAGGGAAGUGUCUGAACGAGGGGACUGCGACGCUGAUCGCGGGGAUCAUCAACGUGAUCGCGGACUUUGCGUGUACGGUGACGCCCAUUCCGAUGGUUAUGUCGCUCAAAAUGCCUCGCAGGCAGCGCUUCGCUGUCAUCGUACUCUUCAGUCUGGGCUUCUUCGUUACAGCCGCCGGCAGCGUACGGACGUACUACAUCUACGAGAGUCUGGUUGUCCAGUACGACACCACGUGGUAUGCGUAUCCGCUGUGGAUCGCCGCUGCCAUCGAGAUCGACCUGGGCGUGAUCUGCGCCUCCGCUCCCGUCCUCCGCCCCCUCCUCGCAAAACUCCACCUCAGCUUCUCCUCCAUCGGCACAACCGGAAAGAACAGCACGCGGGACACCGAGCACUUCCGUUCUUUGCCCGGCGGCGACGCGCAUACGGUGAGCACGGACCGGCGGAGCAUGCUGUGGUUCAAGACGGACUCGCGGCCGCUGAGCCGCGUCGAGAAGGGCGAGUUGGACGCGUAUGAGAUGGAUGCGCGGCAGGGGUCGGCACAUGCAAGGGGACAGGUGGAUCCCAGGUCACUGCCGUCCUCUCCGGCUCCGGCAUCUCCAGGUGUAGGGUCAAUGGUUACAGAGACGAAUUGUGAGAGUGGUGUAGGGGGUUCGAUGGGGCGAGCACCACAGCAUGCUUGGCCGAGUACAGAAACGCAUAUUGAGAGCGGUGCGAGGGGUGCUGCAUCGCCGGUCUCGGAACCCAUUCGACUCGGGCAUACGCGCGCGGCCAAUCCGGUGAGCAGGGCGUGGUUUUGAGGAGAAAGAGGGACGGAAUCCCCCUUUGGCGAAAAGAACGCCAGCACUUAUGCAUGGCUGGGGUGUACGACCGGCACGAGUCGCAGUCCCUUGGCGACUCUUGCUGGCCAGAGCUCGGUGAGCGCGGGCAGCUCGGAUGCGAGCCAUCAGCUAGAGCAGGCCUCACGGAUAGACCGUGUGACACCGAGGGCUGCGAGCUCGGCGGCGACGCG